AUGAGAUCUUACGACGGUGAAAGCAGUUCAGGUGAUGAAGAUGAUCGGCGUGAAAUACUUUCUGAUAACCACCAUUUAAAUCAGGGUGGAUGGCGUGGCUCAACACAUCCUACAUGGGCAUGGGAACACCGUCAACAGUUACAAAAUCAAUCAAAUCCGUCAUUGGAGUCAAUAGCAGCGUAUUCAGCUCCACCACCAGCACAUCCAGGUCUUGGAGUAUCUUCAACAGGUUAUACUCCCGGAUCUGAUCAUUCGCAAAAUCAUGGAAGACGAACUCCAUUGGGUGCUGUUGGUCUUGGAGGAUUUUAUUUUCAACAACAACCUCAACCACAUACCUCUUCUAGUGUUUUAUCAUCUGAUGAAAAUCGUCCUGAUCAAGAAAGGCCUACAGGAUCACGUUUAAACUGUCCACCAAAAUCAAAAAGUUCACGUCAAGGAAAAAGUGUAAGAUUAAAUAUAAAUGCACGUGAACGUCGAAGAAUGCAUGAUUUAAAUGAUGCACUUGAUGAAUUACGUUCAGUUAUUCCUUACGCUCACAGUCCUUCAGUAAGAAAAUUAUCUAAAAUUGCAACAUUAUUAUUGGCUAAAAAUUACAUUCUUAUGCAAGGCAAUGCACUGGAAGAAUUGAGGAGAGUAAUAGCAGUACUUCAAUCACCGCAUGCACAUACAACAGCACUACCACCCACACCAGUGUCAUAUGAUUUACUCCAAGGAUUUCCUGGUAAACUUUUCCAAGAUGUUCCAGAGUUACAAGGUAUUCAUGCAUUAAAUACAGCAGGUAUUAAUUCAAGUGGUCCAUCUAAUGAUAGAACACCCUCAACUGCUGAUUUAAGUAUUACAGGAUCAGAGUCAACUUAA
Cotesia congregata is the source of this 858-nucleotide messenger RNA. The record is from the annotation of a GenBank genome assembly. NCBI's taxonomy places the organism in Eukaryota, Metazoa, Arthropoda, Insecta, Hymenoptera, Braconidae.